Syzygium oleosum is the source of this 2019-nucleotide messenger RNA. Its product is annotated as cytochrome P450 710A1-like. Gene Ontology annotation, biological process: sterol metabolic process. The record is from RefSeq and is a predicted model, not a curated record. Bases 157 to 1704 code for a protein of 515 amino acids. Lineage: Eukaryota; Viridiplantae; Streptophyta; Magnoliopsida; Myrtales; Myrtaceae. Gene Ontology annotation, molecular function: iron ion binding; monooxygenase activity; oxidoreductase activity, acting on paired donors, with incorporation or reduction of molecular oxygen. The transcript is spliced from 5 exons.
CUCUCUCUCUAUCACUCUCUCUCUCUCUCCAAAUUUCUUCUACGCACUUCCGAUCUUGGCAAACCAACCUCCUUCCGACCAUUGACCCGACCGCGCACAUACCUCCGCCAGAGAGAGAGAGAGAGAGAGAGAGAGAGAGAGAGAGAGAGAGAGACAAUGACCACCUCCUUGCUCGCUUCUCUCUCCUCCGUCGCGCCCCACCUCUUCUCCAUCCUCGCCCUCCUCGCCCUCCUCGAGCAGGUCUCCUACAUCCUCAAGAAGCGCUCCCUCCCCGGCCCGCCCCUCGUCCUCCCCUUCCUCGGCGGCGCCGCCCGCCUCGUCGCCGACCCGGCCGGCUUCUGGGACCGGCAGUCCCGCCUCGCCGCCGCGUCCCCGCUCGGCGUCUCCGCCAACUACGUCAUCGGCCGCUUCAUCCUCUUCGUCCGGGACACCGAGCUGUCCCACCGGGUGUUCGCCAACGUCCGCCCCGACGCGUUCCACCUCGUCGGCCACCCCUUUGGCAGGAAGCUCUUCGGGGAGCACAACCUGAUUUACAUGAUGGGCCAGGAGCACAAGGACCUCCGCCGCCGCAUCGCCCCCAACUUCACCCCCAAGGCCCUCUGCACCUACACCUCCCUCCAGCAGAUCAUAAUUCUCAAGCAUCUCGAGAAAUGGGUCGAUCUCUCGUCGCCCCCGGCGGCGGCGGGCCAGCCGCCGAAGGCCAUCGCGCUCCGGCUGCUCGCCCGUGACAUGAACCUCGAGACCUCCCAGACUGUCUUUGCAGGGCCGUACUUGAGCCGAGAAGAACGCGAGAGGUUCGACGUGGACUACAACCUGUUCAACGUGGGGCUGAUGAAGCUGCCCUUCGACCUGCCCGGGUUCGCGUUCCGGAAGGCGAGGCUCGCCGUGGACCGGCUUGUGGAGACGCUGGCGGGCUGUGCGGGGAAGAGCAAGGAGAGGAUGGAGAGAGGGGAGGAACCAUGCUGCCUGAUCGACUUCUGGAUGCAGGAGACGGCGAGGGAGGUCGGCGCGGCGAGGGAGGCGGGGGAAGCGGCUCCCCCGCCGCACUCGGGGGACCGGGAGAUCGGCGGCCACCUCUUCGACUUCUUGUUUGCGGCUCAGGACGCGUCCACUUCGUCGCUGCUGUGGGCCGUCGCGCUCCUUGACUCGCAUCCGCAGGUUCUUGCCAAGGUGCGCGACGAGGUCGCCGGAAUCUGGUCACCGGAUUCGGACGGGUUGAUCACCAGCGACCAGCUGAGGCAGAUGAAGUACACGGAGGCGGUGGCGCGCGAGGUGGUGCGGUACCGUGCCCCGGCGACAAUGGUCCCUCACAUCGCCAGCGAGGAGUUCCCGCUGACCGACUCAUACACGAUCCCAAAGGGCACCAUCGUCUUUCCUUCGGUGUUCGAGUCCUCUUUUCAAGGGUUCACCGAGCCGAACCGCUUCGACCCGGAUCGGUUCUCGGAGGAGCGCCGAGAGGACCAGGUCUACAAGAGGAACUUCCUGGCCUUCGGGGCCGGUCCCCACCAGUGCGUGGGCCAGAGGUACGCGCUGAACCACCUGAUGCUCUUCCUCGCGAUGUUCACGACGCUGGUCGACUUCCGGCGGGACCGGACGGACGGCUGCGACGACAUCACGUACGUCCCCACCAUCUGCCCUAGGGACGACUGCCGGGUCUUCCUGUCCGCGCGAUGCGCCCGAUUCCCUCAGCUCUCCCUACACUGAAUCCCCCGAGGGCAGGAAAGGUCGAAAAUGGCCCCCCCACCCCACCUUUGCCGGAUCGUUAUAAAGAAAGCAUCGUGACUCGUGGGUGGUACAGUGAUAUGGUGGACUUCUCGAGGGUGUUUCAGUCAAAUGAAGCUCAUUUCUUUUUUUCUUUUCUUUUAUUAAUUUUUCUCUUUUUUUUUUAAAAUUUUUUUUCUUAAUUUAAGGUUUAUAAAUCUCGUCUUCAAAAUCUGUGGGCACGUAUGUACAGACAUUGCAGUGACAGAUAGGAUUCUUUUGGAGGGGAGUGCGUGGUGGGCAUUGAUUGGAGUUGAA